AAGCUGUAAAAAUUAAGUAUCGAUGUAUUCUUUUUGAUUGAAUACAUAAUACUUUGAUUGCGUGUUGUUUAACAUGAUCUUUUAUCCUUUUUUAAUAUAAUAUUAAUGUAGCUAGUAAUUUUAAUUAUUUUCUGAUUAAUCCAACUUUUUUUUACACCUGUAGGUGUUCCUUAUUGAUUAUUUAUUAGUGUUUAUAUGCCGCUGGAGUAGCUUUUAUGUAAUUUAAUACGUAGUAGUUUAAUUGUGAGCGACUUAUUCUCUUAUUCUUUUAAUUGUCGACUAUUGCUUAAAUUUUUUAUCGUGUGUGUUAGUGUUGUUAUUCAAGAAGGACUAGAAUUUAAUCAUUUACUAAUGAUCAAUUUUUUACGAAUUGUGCCAUGUUAACAAAUCAUUUUAACACAUUUGUCAGUGAAAAUAUUCAAUCAGUGGCACUGUCUAAACAAUUGCAAUACAGACAUUAAACUCAAACAAUAAACUUAUUACCAAGAAAGAUGUUUAAUAAGAAAAGACCAAAUUCAUCUAGUACGUCAGGUACUUAUAACAAAAAGUUUAAAACUGAAAAUGAAGAUGAUGAUUUUCAAAGUUCAAGAUUUGAAGAAGAUCUUGCCCUUAUGGAUGAAAUGGACAAAGAAUUUGAAGCAUCACCUGAAAUGGUCGGUGAAGGACCAGAUCAAGAAGGUUCUUAUGCAUUAUGGUCAAGACCACCAAUGAGAGAAAUUGAUUCAAAAUUAGACAGCUUAGCUUUUCAGCAACUUACUAUUGAUUAUUAUAUUGGAGAACCUGUAAAAGGAAUGAGUGGAGCUCAAAUGGGUCAAGUUCCUAUUACUCGUAUGUUUGGUAUAACAAUGGAAGGGAAUUCUGUUUGUUGCCAUGUACAUGGAUAUUCGCCAUAUUUUUAUACUACUGCUCCUGAUGGUUUUGGGCCACAACACUGUAAAGAUUUCAAAAAUCGCUUGAAUGCUAUAGUUUUAAAUGACAUGCGAGGAAAUCAAAAUCGAGUUCAAGAAACUGUACUUAUGGUUGAAAUUGUUAAAAAAAAAAAUAUGUAUGGAUAUCAUGGUGAAGAUGAUGAAACUUAUUUAAAAAUAACUAUGGCAUUACCAAAACUUAUUGCUGCUGCUAAACGACUUUUAGAAAAAGAACAGGUUUUUCCUAUAUUUUCUGGACAUAAUUAUAGAAUGUUUGAAUCUAAUAUUGACUAUGAUAUGCGAUUUAUGGUUGAUUUAAAAAUUGUUGGCUGUAGUUGGAUUGAAUUACCAAAGGAAUCAUAUACAAUACGUAAUAAUUCUUCUAAUUUAAAACCGCAUUCUAGGUGUCAAAUUGAAGUUGAUGUUGGUUGGCAACAAAUGAUAACUCAUAUUCCUGAAGGUGAAUGGAGCAAAGUAGCUCCCUUUCGCAUUCUUAGUUUUGAUAUCGAAUGUGCUGGUCGUAAAGGUAUUUUUCCAGAGCCAGACAAAGAUCCUGUUAUUCAAAUAGCUAACAUGGUACAAGUUGAAAACAAAAGGUUAAUAAGAAAUGUAUUUACUUUAGAUACUUGUGCACCAAUUGUUGGUAGUCAUGUAAUUAGCUGCGAAAAAGAAAACUUAAUGCUUGAGAAAUGGGCUGCAUUUGUACGAGAUUGUGAUCCAGAUAUAAUUACAGGUUAUAAUAUUAAUAACUUUGAUUUACCAUAUUUAAUUAAUAGAGCUAAACAUUUACAUACUAAAAAUUUCAAUUUCUUGGGUCGUAUUAAAAAUAUACAAUCUGUUGUGAAAGAACAUGUGAUACAAAGUAAACAAAUGGGUCGUAGAGAAAACAAAAAUGUUAAUAUUGAUGGAAGAGUUCCCUUUGAUUUAUACUUGGUAUUAGUGCGAGACUACAAACUACGGUCUUACACCUUAAACUCUGUAAGUUAUCACUUUUUACAAGAACAAAAAGAAGAUGUUCAUCAUAGUAUCAUUACAGAUUUACAAAAUGGUACACCUCAAACAAGACGUCGUUUAGCAGUAUAUUGUUUAAAAGAUGCUUUUCUUCCAUUAAAAUUAUUGGAUAAGUUAAUGUGUUUAAUUAACUAUAUGGAAAUGGCUAGAGUUACGGGUGUUCCAUUAGGUAGUUUACUAACUGGAGGUCAACAAGCUAAAGUGGUAUCUCAGUUGCUCCGUCUCGCUAAGGAUAAAGGAUAUAUUAUGCCAGCUAUGUCCAGUGGAAUGCAGGAUGAACAGUUUGAAGGAGCAACAGUUAUUGAGCCGAUUAAAGGUUAUUAUGCAGAUCCUAUAGGUACAUUAGAUUUUACUUCUCUAUAUCCAAGUAUCAUGAUGGCUCACAACCUAUGCUAUACUACUUUGUUAAAUCAAAAAACCAUACAAACUUUAAAUUUAUUUGAAAGUAAUUAUAAAAAAACUCCAUCUGGAAGUUACUUUUUAUCUAAUUUGAAACGCAAAGGUCUUUUGCCUGAAAUUUUAGAAAACUUGCUAUCAGCUCGUAAAAAAGCCAAAGCAGAUUUGAAAUCAGAGACUGAUCCUUUUAAACAAAAAGUGUUGGAUGGAAGACAAUUAGCAUUAAAAAUAAGUGCUAAUUCUGUUUAUGGUUUUACUGGUGCACAGGUAGGAAAGCUACCGUGUUUGGAAAUUUCAACUAGUGUUACUUCUUAUGGAAGAACUAUGAUUGAAAAAACAAAACAAGAGGUAGAACAAAAGUAUUGUAUUAAAAAUGGAUAUGAACAUGAUGCUGUUGUUAUUUAUGGAGAUACAGAUUCUGUAAUGGUCAAAUUUGGAGUAAAGUCAAUUGAAAAAGCAAUGGAACUUGGUCGUGAAGCAGCUGAAUAUGUGACAACAAAAUUCAUAAAACCGAUCAAAUUAGACUUUGAAAAAGUUUAUUUUCCCUAUUUACUUAUUAACAAAAAACGUUAUGCUGGUCUUUAUUUUACAAGACCAGAUAAGUAUGAUAAGAUGGAUUGUAAAGGAUUAGAAACAGUACGAAGAGACAAUUCUCCUCUUGUUGCUAAUAUGAUAAACACUUGUUUACAAAAAUUACUAAUUGAUAGGGACCCUGAUGGUGCAGUUGCAUAUGCUAAAGAAGUCAUAGGUGAUUUAUUAUGUAAUCGUAUUGAUAUUUCUCAGCUUGUUAUUACCAAAGAGUUAACAAAAUCUGAUUAUGCAGCUAAACAGGCUCAUGUUGAAUUGUCGUUGAAAAUGAAGAAAAGAGAUCCUGGUAAUGCACCAAAAUUAGGUGACCGAAUACCUUACGUUUUAAUUACUGGUACCAAAGGUACACCAGCAUAUCAACGUGCAGAAGAUCCAAUUUUUGUAUUAGAAAAUAACAUACCCAUUGAUUUUAACUAUUAUUUAGAAAAUCAACUAUCUAAGCCUUUAGUUCGAAUUUUUUCUCCAAUAUUGGGGGACAAGGCUGAAUCAGUAUUAUUAAAAGGUGAUCAUACACGCAAAAAAGCAAUGGUGACAUCUAAAGUUAGUGCUUUAUCUGCGUUUACAAAAAAGAAAGAAGUUUGUUUAGGAUGUAAGAGUGUCUUACCUAAUGGUGAAGAAAAAAACGCUUUAUGUAAAUAUUGCUUACCUAAACAAGAAGAACUUUACUAUAAAGAACGUAUUAAAGUUAAUGAACUUCAAGAAAAAUUUUGUCGAUUAUGGACCGAAUGUCAGAGGUGUCAAGGAAGCUUACACGAAGAAGUUAUAUGCACUAGUCGAGAUUGCCCUAUAUUUUAUUUACGAAAGAAAGUUCAAAUUGAUUUAACAGGUCAGGUAAAGACAAUGGAUCGUUUUGGAGACCCUAAUAAAUAACUUGUUGAUAAAAAAUGUAUUUUAUUAUAAUUUAAAAAAUUGGUAGAAUUUGUAUAUUUCAACACUUAUUUAUUGUAAAUUACAUAUUUUAACUGCAAAAAAACCUAUUUGUUACCUACUAUGGCUCCUGUAGUUAUAGUUGAGUAAUAUUUUAGAAAUAAUAUUUAUUUUAUUAAUCUUACACUACUAUAUGAUACUUUAUUUUCAAGAAUAAAUUUUUAUUGUAGUAUUUUUCAAAAACUAAUAGUUUAUGUUAUUUUAAUGUACAAUUUUUCACUUGUUUGUAGUUUAAAGCUUAUCUAUAACGAACAUACAUAUUUUUAUAAAAACUUAAAUCUAGUAUGUCUCAGUUAAAUUUUUCUAUAGUUGAUCUUGUAUUAUCGUUUUUGGUAUUUUUAAUUGAUAAUAAUUAUGGCUAAGUUAGGUGGAAAAUGUAUUAUUCUGAGAUUAUUAGUCAGUGAUAAAAAUACUAACCAAUUAGGUUAUGUAUUAUGGAAAUUGUGAAAAUAUGUUAGGAUAGUUGUUUACUACAUUAUAAUUGAUCAGAAAAUAAAAACAUCAUUAUUUUUAAAA
Messenger RNA from Daktulosphaira vitifoliae (grape phylloxera), 4346 nucleotides. It is a transcript of the gene PolD1, whose product is annotated as DNA polymerase delta catalytic subunit. The transcript is spliced from 4 exons. Gene Ontology annotation, biological process: DNA replication proofreading; DNA-templated DNA replication; base-excision repair, gap-filling. The record is from RefSeq and is a predicted model, not a curated record. Lineage: Eukaryota; Metazoa; Arthropoda; Insecta; Hemiptera; Phylloxeridae. Gene Ontology annotation, molecular function: nucleotide binding; DNA-directed DNA polymerase activity; 3'-5'-DNA exonuclease activity. Gene Ontology annotation, cellular component: delta DNA polymerase complex. Bases 492 to 3773 code for a protein of 1093 amino acids.